Molecule: messenger RNA, 3099 nt
Organism: Knipowitschia caucasica
Lineage: Eukaryota; Metazoa; Chordata; Actinopteri; Gobiiformes; Gobiidae
Source: the annotation of a GenBank genome assembly
AUGGAAGAGUCAAUGAAAAGAACUUUAUCACCCAAGUCAGUUUCCCACGACACAGGCCCGGAAGAUGACAACAAGGCCUGCUACCCUCCACUCAUAGUUCAACCGUGUUCCGAACCGCUAGUCUCAACCAACAACGUCAACAAACUUCUCCUCAUCGACUACUCUCAAAACCGCUUGCUGGCUUGUGGCAGUCUCUAUCAAGGUGUCUGUAAACUACUCCGACUUGAUGACCUCUUCAUCCUGGUUGAGCCAUCUCAUAAAAAAGAGCACUACCUCUCUAGCGUCAACCAAACAGGCACCAUGUACGGGGUGAUUGUGUCUUCGCAAGGCCAAGAUGGCACACUGUUCAUUGGCACCGCGGUUGACGGAAAGCAGGAUUAUUUCCCAACCAUAUCCAGUCGGAAGUUGCCUCGUGAUCCCGAAUCGUCCGCCAUGCUCGACUAUGAAUUGCACACAGAUUUUGUGUCAUCGUUGAUUAAAAUCCCAUCGGACACACUAGCGCUCGUCUCUCAUUUUGACAUCUACUACGUCUAUGGAUUCUCAAGUGGUAGCUUUGUCUACUUUUUGACGGUCCAACCAGAGAUACCAGAAAACAGCAUGUCAUCAAGCGGCUCUCCGAGUGAUCUCUUCUAUACGUCUCGCAUUGUAAGGCUUUGCAAGGACGACCGCAAGUUUCACUCCUACGUAUCAUUACCAAUUGGGUGCGUGAAGAAUGGGAUUGAAUAUAGGCUCUUGCAGGCAGCCUACCUUGGGAAACCAGGCCGUGUUUUGGCAUCUUCAUUGAACAUUAGCGCUCAAGACGAUGUGCUCUUCACCAUUUUCUCCAAAGGCCAAAAGCAGUUCCACCGUCCUCCAGAUGAUUCAGCCCUCUGCAUCUUCACCAUUAAGGAUAUCAACGCUCGCAUCAAGGAUCGGCUGCAGUCCUGCUACCAGGGAGAGGGCAACCUGGAGCUCAACUGGCUGCUCGGCAAGGACGUACAGUGCACCAAAGCGCCUGUGCCCAUCGACGACUCGUUCUGCGGCCUGGACAUAAACCAGCCUCUGGGGGGCUCUCAGCUGGUCACGGGUCACACUCUGUACACGGAGACCAGGGACCGCAUGACCUCAGUCACCUCCUACGUCUACAACGGCUUCUGCGUGGCCUUUGUCGGCACCAAGAGCGGACGCCUGAAGAAGAUUCGUGUGGAUGGACCCCCGCAUGGAGGAGUCCAGUAUGAAACCAUCUCGGUCAUCAAAGACGGCAGCCCAGUGCUCCGAGACAUGGCCUUCUCCCUGGACCGAAAUUACCUUUACGUCAUGUCUGAGAGACAGGUGACCCAGGUGCCGGUGGAGUCGUGUGAGCAAUACAGCACAUGUGGAGAAUGCCUGAGCUCGGGGGACCCCCACUGUGGCUGGUGUGUCCUCCACAACAUCUGCUCCCAGAGGAACCGGUGUGAACGUGCCGACGAGCCGUACCGCUUUGCUGCAUCUUUGAACCAGUGCGUGAAGGCCACCGUCUACCCAGACAGCAUCGCCGUGUCAGAGCCCAGUGUCCCUCUCUUGGUGAAGGUGAGCGAUGUUCCAGACCUCUCCGUCGGCAUCACCUGCUCCUUUGGCAACCUGACCGAGGUGGAGGGCCAGGUCAACGGGAACCAGAUCCUGUGUGUGUCCCCCGCGGCCAAAGACGUGCCACUCAUCCCCACAGACCAAGACUGGUCUGGAGUAGAACUGCGUCUCAACUCCAAAGAGACAGGGCAGAUGCUGAUCAGCACCGAGGUCAAGUUCUACAACUGCAGCGUCCACCAGCUGUGUCUGUCGUGUGUGAACAGUGCCUUCCGGUGCCACUGGUGCAAAUACCGAAACCUGUGCACCCAUGACCCGUCCAGCUGCUCUUUCCAGGAGGGGAGGGUCAACGCCUCAGAGGACUGCCCUCAGCUGGUGCGCUCGGAGGAGAUUCUGAUCCCGGCGGGAGAGGUGAAGCCCAUCACCCUGAAGGCCAAGAACCUGCCCCAGCCCCAGUCCGGACAGAGGGGCUACGAGUGUGUGCUCAACAUCCAGGGGGUCAGCCACCGCGUCACUGCCCUCCGCUUCAACUCCUCCAGUGUGCAGUGUCAGAACAGCUCGUAUCUAUACGAGGGCAUGAAAAUCAGUGAGCUGCCGGUGGAUUUCUCGGUGGUGUGGAAUGGCAACUUCAUUAUUGAUAAUCCGGAGAACAUUCAAGUGCACCUGUACAAAUGUGCGGCUCAGAGGGACAGCUGUGGCCUGUGUCUGAAGGCUGAUCGGAAGUUUGAGUGCGGCUGGUGCAGUGGAGAGGGCCGCUGUACUCUGCGUCACCACUGCCCCCCCAUCAACCCCUACACCACCCGCUGGCUCCACAUGAACACCAAGAACGUCAAGUGUACCAACCCCCGCAUCACCGAGGUGACCCCGAUGGCAGGACCACCGGAGGGAGGCACGCGGGUGACGAUCCUUGGCAGCAACCUGGGCCUGGCCUUCUCCGACAUGGUUAACAACGUGGAGGUGGCAGGAGUCCGCUGCACGCCGGUGGAGGACGGAUACAUCAUCGCAGAGCAGAUUGUGUGUGAGAUGGCCACGGCUCCUCCGGACAGUCGGGCCGGCGCGGUGCAGUUGUGUGUGGGCGACUGCAGACCGGAGCUGCGGGCGCGUUCCUCUCAGCUCUACUCCUUUGUGACCCCAACAGUGAUGGGCCUGUCCCCGAGCAGAGGGCCAGAAUCUGGGGGCACCAAAGUCACUAUCAUGGGAGAGAACCUGGGGGCCGGCAGCAGUGUCACCGUGCGCUUUGGGAACCAGACCUGCGAGUUCUUUGACCGCACUAUGACAGAGAUCGUGUGCUACAGCGCCCCCUCCCUGUCGGGCGUGGGUCCAGUCCAGAUCAGCGUGAGCGUGGACCGUGCUCAGAUCAGAGAAAGCCUCACGUUUGACUACAUCGAUGACCCCACAGUGCAGCGCAUAGAUCCGGACUGGAGCAUCGCCAGUGGCCACACCCCUCUCAUGGUGACAGGAACCAAUCUGGACAUUAUCCAAGAGCCCAGAAUCCGAGUCAAGUAUGCGGGCCGCGAGUCUGUUAAUGAGAAUGUUUGGUCGCUGGGGUUUGUCUAA